Messenger RNA from Funneliformis geosporum, 573 nucleotides. The record is from the annotation of a GenBank genome assembly. NCBI's taxonomy places the organism in Eukaryota, Fungi, Glomeromycota, Glomeromycetes, Glomerales, Glomeraceae.
AUGGAUCUAUUUGAACAUCUCCAAUGUGUCGUGUGUAGGGAGUUAAAGCCUAAUCCUCAAGAAGUACAAUGCUGUCACAGACUUUUUUGUUUAGAUUGUGUCGAAAGUUUGACAAACACGAGAGUUUGUUCAAUCUGCCAACAAGAAACUAGCUUCGUUGAAAACACCUUUGCAUCUCAAUUGAUCAACGUUAAGCUCAGCGAUGAUUCCAUGUCCGAAGAUGAUUUCAGCUUUUCCCCCAAUUUUAUCGGAACAAAUUUACAACAAACGAUUAUCAAUAGGGCCAGCAAUUAUUUAUCGCGAAUAACCCCUAAUACUAGGAAUCGUUCCGAUCCUAAUGCUUUUCACAUCACAAUAUUAAACUUGGAAGAUAAAAGAAUCAAUAUCUUCGUUGAAAAAAGCGAUACAAUCAAAAUUGUCAAGUUCAAGCUCGAACAAAAAGAUGGCACGGCUCCUCAAUAUCAGCGGUUAAUCUUCCGGGGUAAACAACUUGAAGACAAUUAUACCAUUUCACAUUACAAGAUCGAGACGGAUAGUGUUAUACAUUUAGUGAAACGGUAUAAUGGAUCGUAG